Seriola aureovittata is the source of this 1777-nucleotide messenger RNA. Its product is annotated as aquaporin-9-like. Gene Ontology annotation, cellular component: plasma membrane; basolateral plasma membrane. Gene Ontology annotation, molecular function: water channel activity; glycerol channel activity; urea transmembrane transporter activity. The record is from RefSeq and is a predicted model, not a curated record. The transcript has 6 exons. The coding region runs from base 1 to 912 and encodes 303 amino acids. Gene Ontology annotation, biological process: glycerol transmembrane transport; water transport. Lineage: Eukaryota; Metazoa; Chordata; Actinopteri; Carangiformes; Carangidae.
AUGGAAAUACAACACAAGAGAAGCAUGAGGCAACACUGUGCUCUCAAACAUGGAAUACUCAAGGAAUUCCUGGCAGAGUUCCUGGGGACGUUCGUCUUGGUUUUGUUCGGCUGUGGCUCAGUCGCUCAGACCGUCCUCAGUCGAAACACCCUUGGUGAGCCGCUCACCGUCCACAUCGGCUUCUCUGUGGGACUGAUGAUGGCAGCGUACGUGGCUGGUGGAGUCUCAGGGGGCCAUGUGAACCCUGCUGUGUCUCUGGCCAUGGUGCUUCUAGGCAAACUGAAGAUUUGGAAGUUUCCCUUCUAUGUCAUCGCUCAGUUUCUUGGUGCUUUCGUUGGAGCUGCUGCAGUUUUUGGAUUAUACUACGAUGCUUUCAUGGACUUCACCAGCGGGAUUCUGUCAGUGACAGGAAUCAAUGCAACAGGUCACAUUUUUGCUUCCUACCCUGCGAGACACCUGUCAGUCCUCGGCGGCUUCAUCGAUCAGGUGGUGGGCACGGGUAUGCUGGUGCUGUGUAUCCUUGCUAUCAUCGAUGGCGGAAACAUUGGAGCUCCUAAAGGCGUGGAGCCGCUGGCCAUCGGGCUGAUCAUCAUGGCCAUCGGCGUGUCCAUGGGACUGAACUGUGGCUACCCCCUGAACCCCGCCAGAGACCUGGGACCCCGACUGUUCACGGCUGUAGCAGGAUGGGGGAUGGAAGUUUUUAGCACUGCAGACUACUGGUGGUGGAUCCCUGUGGCAGGGCCCAUGGUGGGGGGAGUUGUUGCGGCCGUCAUCUACUACCUGCUGAUCGAGCUGCACCACCACCACGACGAGCCCGAGAAGCCCCAAGAGGAGGAAGAGGAGGAGGAAGAAGACGAGGACGACGAGGACAGCAGUCUGAAGGACAAAUAUGAGAUGAUCACCAUGAGCUAAAAGAGACAUUAACCUCCAGGACUGACUGGUCAGAUUCAGCUGUUUCACUGUCAGUCAGAUGACUAACACCCAGCACACCGUCCAUCUGUAAGGACAGGCUUCCUCUGUCAGUGUGCUCUCUGUGCUAGACCCAUUAAUAGCAGGAUAGGCUGUAGUUACACUUCUGAUUGACGUUAUGCUCUGCAGAGACAAGCUUUUCCAGCUCAGUGAUGGCACCAUUAAAACCUAUACGGGUCAAAACACAAAGUAAAAUAACUUAGGAAACUGUUUAGACUGAAAAACUGCAGCUAGUUGAACUAAAUAAGGAGUGUGGAUAAUGUCGUCCAAACCAACACCGGGUCGUCUCCUCUGCAGUUUCACUUUUUAUGUUUUAUGUUUCAUAAACACGUGAAAGUCGCAGUCCUGCUUCACAUUGUCAUGACUUUUCAUAUAGAUGUGUUGUAAAUAGCACCUUGUAAAUAUCCCACUUCAUUUGAAUAUACACUUAACAUGCAUGCCAGUUUCCUUUUAGGUUUGCUCCCAUUUUCUUCAGUGGUUGUGAUGCUACCAUCUGUAUAUUCACUUAAAACCUCUUUUUCUUUUCUUUUUUUUGUCGUAACUUGUAAUUAUUUUUCUUCUUUUGCAAACCUCCCUCCUGUUCAUUAUUAUUAUUUGUAUUUUACUCAGUGUUGUUUUGUCUACAUUAAAGUUUCUACAAAUAUCAACUUCACCUCAGGGACUCAUUUCCCUUCAUCAGUGAGACAUCAUCUAUUUUAUUUAUCACUGACAGCCGCAGUUAAACUGAACGAGUUUGCUGAUGUCGUUUUCCUUUCAGCAUUCACAAUAUUACCCUAGUAUAUCCUCAUACAUCCCUUCAAUUGCUGUG